This is a messenger RNA of Wyeomyia smithii (pitcher-plant mosquito), 1215 nucleotides long. RefSeq lists its product as uncharacterized. The record is from RefSeq and is a predicted model, not a curated record. Bases 1 to 1215 code for a protein of 404 amino acids. The transcript has 5 exons. Lineage: Eukaryota; Metazoa; Arthropoda; Insecta; Diptera; Culicidae. Gene Ontology annotation, cellular component: neuronal cell body; membrane; axon. Gene Ontology annotation, biological process: sensory perception of taste.
AUGUUCACCCGACGGGUGUUGUUCCGGCUUGCUACGAUCUAUCUGUACUAUGGCGCUCGUGCCUGCGGAAUUUUGCCUUUCUGCUUUGAUGGCAACCGUUUCCACAGCUGCGAAUUUCAUCUGCUAUGGUCUCUCUGUGCAGCGACCAGCACCAUCGUCACCGUUGGAUUUAGCUUCUACCGCAUAGUGACACUGCUACCGUACCCAACGUUGGAUAUUGUCCGCCAGCUGAUUUAUUGCAAGUUCAUCAUUCGACUCGGGAUCAUAGCAUCCUGUUACGCACUGGCGUUGAUCUACAACCGACAGUUCCUGGCCCACAGUAACGCAAUCCUGCGGAAUUUGCAGCGGCUCGAGUGCUUCGAGGUGCUUCCCGAGAUCGACAAAAAACUAGUCUUGUACGGACUGGGAAAGGUUUGCAUAGUGAACAUCAUGAUGAGCGUGCUGUUUGCGAUCAACUUUAGGUUCAACAUGGAAAAUGACCCAGUGCCGCUGUUUGAGCGCAUCAUGAAUAUUUACGCCGUUUUUGUCGUGGCCCAGGUGUCCAAUGUGUGCCUAUUUAGCCUUUACAUCGGAGCCCACUUGUAUCGUUCGGUUAAUUCGCAGGUGAAAAAAAUCAUACGUGACAUAUGCUUUUCCACCGAGGUUUGCGAAAAUCUGACCGCCUUGAGUAGAAUUCAUUACAGCACGAGUUAUUCCGUACAAGGAAUUUGUCGUAUUUUCAGUAUUCCGCUUGGGUUGAUCAAUUUGAAUCAGCUCGUGGUUUUCAUAGUAUGUUUUUUCAUUAGUCGUUAUUGCUUACAGAUGUACUUCGUUUAUGUUUCCACAAGUCAGCAGCUGCGACAUGAAUUCACCAUCACUUUAAACCGCUACUUUAAUUCAUUUCUCUACCUAGCUUUUGAACUAAUCCAUCUUGUGUGCUUAGUAUCAGCUUCAGCGCUUUCAGCAAGACGUGCCGAGAAAACUCUGCUUUACCUGAACGAAUUUUUCGAAACCGAAGUUGCACCUCGCAUCGAUGAAAACAUUCAAACGUUCACCAUUGGAUUACUGUUACGGGAUCAAUCAGUUUCACCAUGUGGAUUAUAUCGACUAGAUUUCGCGCUGUUCUUUUCGAUAUUUGCUGCUAUCACCAACAAACUUAUUGUACUCGUGCAAUUACAGCUCGGAUACUCAAUGCAUGACUCUAAUAACACGACUCGGUACAAAAAAAAAUCCUAA